Molecule: messenger RNA, 1155 nt
Organism: Trifolium pratense (red clover)
Lineage: Eukaryota; Viridiplantae; Streptophyta; Magnoliopsida; Fabales; Fabaceae
Product: mediator of RNA polymerase II transcription subunit 6
Exons: 6
Coding region: 98-841 (247 amino acids)
Biological process (GO): regulation of transcription by RNA polymerase II
Cellular component (GO): mediator complex; core mediator complex
Molecular function (GO): transcription coactivator activity
Source: RefSeq, a predicted model, not a curated record
CGUUAAUUUUUUUUUUGUAAGCACUUGUUCCUUUCGUCUUGCUCUUCUUUACCCGUUAGACGGAGGAGUACCAACAGAAAAACGAGCAUCGCCGGAGAUGGCAGCACCGGGAGGCGGAAUGUUAGACGGAGUACAGACGGCGCAACCACCAGGAACAGACAUGACCGGAAUUUGCUUCCGUGAUCAAUUAUGGCUCAACACUUACCCUCUCGAUCGUAAUCUCGUCUUCGAUUACUUCGCUUUAUCACCUUUCUACGAUUGGACUUCAAACAACGAACAACUCCGAAUGCGAUCUCAGCAUCCACUCGAUCUCUCUCAACUCACGAAAAUGACGGGUAUAGAGUAUGUGUUGAGUGAAGUAAUGGAGCCUCAUCUUUUCAUUAUGAGGAAACAGAAGAGAGAUGGCCCUGAUAAAAUUACUGCAAUGCUUGCUUAUUACAUUUUGGAUGGUUCAAUUUAUCAAGCUCCACAAUUAUCCAAUGUUUUUGCUGCUAGAAUUGGAAGGGCACUCUAUUAUAUUGAAAAAGCAUUUACUACAGCUGCGUCAAAGUUGGAGAAGAUAGGAUAUGUUGAUUCUGAAAACGAGACUACAAUACCGGAACCAAAGGCGGCUAAGGAGACAAUUGACUUAAAAGAAAUUAAGCGAGUGGAUCAUAUUCUUGCAUCCUUGCAACGCAAGCUUCCACCAGCUCCUCCUCCACCACCAUUUCCAGAAGGGUAUGUUCCGCCUUCAACAGCAGAAACUGAUAAAGGCUCUGAAACUCAGGAAGCAACUGAGACACAAGAACCUACUGUUGAUCCCAUAAUUGAUCAGGGACCUUCAAAAAGAAUGAAGUUUUGACAUAAAAGACAAACAGCAAUAGCUAUCAAUAUUCAGUUGAAGAGGAGGCUUAGGCCUCAAAUUGGGCAGGAACUUGAAUUUGCCUCUGAAAACAGUCUUCCAGUUGCAGAUCACAACCUUUGGUUCAAUGUUGAUUUUGUGUUGGAGAGGUUAUUGGUUGAAAAUAGUGAAGUGUAAAUCAUAAAAUCGUAAUCUAUCAACCAAUGUAAGUCAUGUAUAUGCGUUGAAUCUACUAUAAAAAAGGAUCGAUGUUGUUUUGUUUCUUUUGUAAUCUACCCAUCCACUGUGUAGUGGAGACUGGAAGUUUAACUGAA